Messenger RNA from Olea europaea var. sylvestris, 859 nucleotides. RefSeq names its product U11/U12 small nuclear ribonucleoprotein 25 kDa protein. The transcript has 4 exons. The record is from RefSeq and is a predicted model, not a curated record. Gene Ontology annotation, biological process: mRNA splicing, via spliceosome. Lineage: Eukaryota; Viridiplantae; Streptophyta; Magnoliopsida; Lamiales; Oleaceae. The coding region runs from base 92 to 649 and encodes 185 amino acids. Gene Ontology annotation, cellular component: U12-type spliceosomal complex.
ACAAAAUUCGCCAUUCUCAUAUUAACAAAUUAAUUAUUUUAGACAAAAAUAAUCAACAAAAAAUCAGGCACUUUCACUUGCUUGCAAACAAAUGGAUGCAUCUGCCAGUGGUACGACGGCGGACGCCGCCGCCGGAGCCGCAUCCGCAGCGAACACCGGUCCAGAGUACAACGCCAGCUUAGUCAAGAAAGCUAAGUUACAGUCCACAAUGGCGGCGCUCCUCAAUGAUCCCAUACUUUCCGAUGUAACGAAGAACCCUACGCUGUCUGACGUGGACACUCUAAUCAACUUGGAACUCGGCAGCGCCAUGCGCAUCUGCGUCGUGAAAAUGGAUGGUACCUCUGUAGAUGUGGCGGUGAUGAAUUCUGCAACUGUGAAGGAUUUGAAAUUAGCAAUCAAGAAAAAGGUGAAUGAUAUGGAGGAAACAAGGAUGGGCCAUCGCCAUAUUUCUUGGAAGCAUGUAUGGGCUAAUUUUUGUCUUUCAUAUCACAACAUAAAGCUACUUGACGACAACUCUGCACUUCAUACUUAUGGCAUUCGGAAUAAUUCUCAGGUGCAUUUUAUUCCCUAUGUCGUUUCGAGGGCUUUUCAACGGCAUUCUAGGAGGAAAAAACACCGUUUCUUUCAUGGUCUAAACAAAAAGGCUUGAGCAUAAAAAAAAAAAAAAAAAAACGUUUCGUCUUUGAUUCUGUGUUUCUACUGUAAUUACAGAAUAGAUGCAUCCCAACCUUUGGUUCCAUGGUACUCCAUGUUUGUGAUGUAUAGAAGAAAUUGCCUUCAAGAUAUAUUUAGUACGCAUUAUGGACAAUAAAGUGAAAUUUUUAAACUUCGGUUUUUUCUAUGAUAAUACUCUUAUUCA